AAAAGUGAGGUCAUGUGCAGUGUGGAGGCAUUUCAGCACAGCUAGUGUAAGAGGUUAAAUUGGCUAAACCAGGUUACAGGACAGCUACUUCUGAUAGAUAUUCUGCUUGGAGAGUGCACGUUGAUCUGCCAAAAUGAAGUCCGCACGACUUUUGGUUAAAACUGCUAAUAUUUCCAAAGAAGUGGAUCGAUUCUGCAAGUAUUCACCGUCUCCGCUGUCCAUGAAACAAUUUUUAGACUUCGGUUCAUCAAAUGGAUGUGAAAAAACAUCCUUUAAAUUUCUUCGCCAGGAACUUCCUGUACGACUUGCUAACAUCAUGAAAGAAAUCAAUCUUCUUCCUGUCAAUCUGUUAAGUACCCCUUCAGUACAGCAGGUACAAAGCUGGUAUUCACAGAGCCUUCUGGAACUCAUGGAAUUCUUAGACAAAAGCUCAGACGACUUUAAGACUUUGUUAGAGUUUACAAAUGCCCUCAUCAACAUCAGAAACCGUCACAACGAUGUGGUUCCCACCAUGGCACAAGGAGUAAUUGAAUAUAAGGAUGCCUUUGGUGUAGAUCCAGUAACCAAUCAAAAUGUUCAGUAUUUUCUGAAUCGAUUCUACAUGAGUCGCAUUUCUAUUCGCAUGCUUAUUAACCAGCACACUCUUCUUUUUGAUGGCAGGACAAAUCCUGCACACCCAAAGCACAUAGGGAGCAUUGACCCUAACUGCGAUGUUGUUGAAGUUGUGAAAGAUGCGUAUGAGAGUGCUAAGAUGCUGUGUGAGCAGUACUACCUGACAUCUCCUGAUCUUGUGAUCCAGGAGCUCAAUGGAAAUAAAUACCAGGAUCCAGUCCGCAUUGUUUAUGUCCCAUCUCACCUCUAUCAUAUGUUGUUUGAGCUCUUCAAGAAUGCGAUGAGAGCGACAGUAGAAUAUCACGAUACCGAUGCGUGUCUUCCACCAGUUGAAGUAAUAGUUGCUUUGGGCCAGGAAGAUGUUACAGUCAAGAUGUCGGACAAAGGCGGUGGUGUACCACUGAGAAAGAUCGAGUGUUUGUUUAGUUAUAUGUACUCCACAGCACCAAGGCCAGUGAUGGACAGCAGCCGUAAUGCCCCCUUGGCUGGAUUUGGCUAUGGCUUGCCAAUUUCUCGUCUUUAUGCCAAAUACUUUCAGGGUGAUCUGCACCUAUAUUCUUCAGAAGGAUAUGGAACGGAUGCAAUCAUUUACCUUAAGGCUCUGUGUACCGAUUCAGUGGAAAGAUUACCAGUGUUCAAUAAAUCAGCAUGGCGCCAUUACAAAACGAAUCAUGAAGCAGAUGACUGGUGCAUUCCUAGCAGUGAACCCAAAAAUGUUUCAGGAUUCCAAGAAAAACUAUGAGCUGGCCCUGCAUUUCCAAAGAUGCAAAGGAUCAAACUACCUCUUCCCCUUGGACCAAGGACAUGAACAAACCCAGGUGGGGAAGAGAUGUUUUGGUGGACAUCACCCAGCCAAAAACAGGGUGCACAAGAAAUAUGAGUGACCAGAAUUUCUGUGAAGUAUCUGACUUCAGUGUACCAUGUUGGUGUCAACAAACAGUAAGAAACAUGAACAGCUCAUAAUUUUAUAGUUUCUACUGUCUGCACAUAAUAGAAAGAGGGCAUUUAAUGAAGUGGGUUUCAUAAUUAACUUGAUCCCUUAAGUGAUUCUCCCACUACAUAACACAGUGGUAAUUUGCAGUUUCUGUUUUGUCAAGAAAAUGUACUUCAUGGCAUUAUGAGUUUGCAGCUUUGAUAUCUACCACACGUGUGGAGUGCACUUUUAACACUUAGUCGAAAGAUCUAAUAGAUGUACAAAAAAGCAAUAACCAAGUAAAGAGAACCACUACAUUUGCAUUACUAAAAUAAGCUAUAUUAAUACUGCACAUAUUUGUAAAGGAGGGCUAAUUGUAACCAUAAACACGACACAUUUUAAAUAAGCAUUUUAUGUUAUUUAAGAUGUAAGAAAGAUAGGUGCAUGCUGAAAUUCUGAGGGCUGUAAUGAUCCUUGAAAUGCUGGAACUACAAGUGUGUACGGGGGUGAUAUAUACUAAGUCAAGGUUGCCUUAACUAGGAAAAUUCCCCUUUCUGUGAAGAUAUUUGUAUAUAAGUAUCAGGAGUACAUGUGGGAUACAGCUCACAUAUUAUAAGUGCAGGGGAGUCCAGCCUUCCAUGCUUCAAAAAAAGCACUUUAAUGAUGUAAAUGUGACUUUUAAAAAUGUUGUGCUUUUUGUUGAGUAUUAAUGUAUUUUUUGCACUUGUUGGCACACAGUUUCAAGUCUCACGCUCAUGAACAAAAUCAUGAACCAGAAAGCAGGGUUAUAUUUUGAGUAGUGCCCAUGAUUCAAGCAAUAAUGUUUUAAGGAAAAAGAAUUAAAUCUAAGGACUUAUUCUGAAAAACACAGCAGAAAGUACCAGAACUCUUCCGUUUAUUUCCCCUUGAGCUGAGUAUGAUUGCGCUGUUGUAUGUGGCAGAAUUGCUAGUGCUCCCCAAACUUUGAUAAUUGUUUCUUUGUGGUCAGAUAAAAAGAAGUGGACAUUGCCACCACUGUCAAUGUUCACCAAGUCAUUGCAUCACAUAACAGUGUACCACUCAGAGGGACUUUAUUAGUGCCCUGUGUCUGUAUUUACAACACUGUAGCUGUGCACAUACCCAUGCAUACAGUAAAGGACAUGGAGUCCACCUCUAACAAACUGUCAUUGUGUUAAUUUCAACCACAUACUAGGUUUGCAUUGGAAAAAAAACAAUAUGACAAAGUUUCUCUACCUUCCCAUCCCUCAAAACAUUUUACUAUGAAAGCAAACAGACCAGAAUUACAGGUCAUUAAGUUUUGGAUUACUAAAGUUUUUUGCAUAUUCCUUGCUGUUAUGUCCUACCUAUAAAUACUGAAAAAUAAAGAAAUGAUAUAAAUA
This is a messenger RNA of Protopterus annectens (West African lungfish), 2904 nucleotides long. Its product is annotated as pyruvate dehydrogenase (acetyl-transferring) kinase isozyme 2, mitochondrial-like. Gene Ontology annotation, cellular component: mitochondrion. Bases 134 to 1354 code for a protein of 406 amino acids. Lineage: Eukaryota; Metazoa; Chordata; Ceratodontiformes; Protopteridae. Gene Ontology annotation, molecular function: pyruvate dehydrogenase (acetyl-transferring) kinase activity. The transcript has 11 exons. The record is from RefSeq and is a predicted model, not a curated record. Gene Ontology annotation, biological process: regulation of glucose metabolic process; protein phosphorylation.